GCGCGCAAUCUGUCUCCGGCGACUGCGUCAAUUGGCGGAAGGAUCUGAUUAGAGCAGCGCAGUGUGCGUGAUGCGGUAGCUGCUCUCUGCCGCUGCUGCAGGAGGAAGACCGAACCGCUACCAGCACCACCUUUCAGUUUCGCCUUCAAAUUACACCAACCGGCUCCAUCACACACUGAACACCGACUGAAUUAUUACCCCAAGGCGUCCCUUAUUAAGACACCGGAGGGGUUGGUCGCGUUGAAAUUGAAGAAGCGCUGUUUUAAUCGAAUACAAGGCGGGUUUUGUGUGUUUUUGACAGUAGUAACAGCACAACAAUGGCUCUGAAAAGAAUCCACAAGGAGCUGCAUGAUUUGGGCCGUGAUCCACCUGCUCAGUGUUCAGCGGGCCCAGUAGGGGAUGACAUGUUUCAUUGGCAGGCCACAAUAAUGGGACCAAAUGACAGUCCUUACCAGGGCGGAGUGUUCUUCUUGACCAUACACUUUCCCACAGAUUACCCCUUCAAACCGCCAAAGGUUGCAUUUACCACAAGAAUCUAUCACCCAAAUAUCAACAGCAAUGGCAGCAUUUGUCUGGAUAUUCUAAGGUCACAGUGGUCACCGGCACUUACCAUCUCCAAAGUUCUCCUGUCCAUCUGCUCCCUGCUGUGUGACCCCAAUCCGGACGACCCCUUAGUACCUGAGAUCGCCCGCAUUUACAAGACUGACAGGGAAAAGUACAACAGAAUAGCUCGGGAAUGGACACAAAAGUAUGCAAUGUAGUUUUGGAGUUAAAAUCAUGAGGAGGAGAAAAUUACACCUCUCCAUCUUAAGGUUGGGGGAGAUUUUGAACGUUCAAAAGAUAAAAAAAGAAAAAAGCUUAAGAAAAAAACAGAUCUUGUUGGUUUCCAUUUGGAGUGCUUUAAGCCACGCCUCCCCUCACCAGAGCACCUCCCCCCAACUCUUAGCCCUCUGGCAGCCAUGGUGUACAUACUCAAAAUACAACUGUAGCCCCUUUUCCUCCCCAAAUGCAAACCUCCACUCCACAGCUCCUGCUUUACCUUCUCUGUUGCUAUUGCGACGUACCCGCUGCUUAGGAUCAGUCCAUAUCAAUUUUGCUGUAGAAGAUGUUUAUGGCUCUAAAAGCAUUCCUUGUUGUUUUUAAGAACUGGGAAGGGAAGGCUAUAUUAUUAUCAUUUUGUUUUCUCCCUGCAAUUUGUGAUAAUCUGGACAUAGAGGGAUCUGUUUUUUACAGUUUACUUUUUCAUUUCCUGGGCUUCCAACUUUACAUUGGAUCAGGAAGUUGUUGUUUUUUUUCUUUAUUGCAGAGAAGGGAGGGGUAUGCUGGCUAUCUUUUUUUGUAUAAAAUCUAUAAGGAAUUCUUUUAAAAU
Carassius carassius (crucian carp) is the source of this 1369-nucleotide messenger RNA. It is a transcript of the gene ube2d2, whose product is annotated as ubiquitin-conjugating enzyme E2D 2 (UBC4/5 homolog, yeast). The record is from RefSeq and is a predicted model, not a curated record. The transcript is spliced from 7 exons. Gene Ontology annotation, cellular component: nucleus. Gene Ontology annotation, molecular function: ubiquitin conjugating enzyme activity. Lineage: Eukaryota; Metazoa; Chordata; Actinopteri; Cypriniformes; Cyprinidae. Gene Ontology annotation, biological process: protein K48-linked ubiquitination; ubiquitin-dependent protein catabolic process. Bases 318 to 761 code for a protein of 147 amino acids.